Messenger RNA from Aphanomyces invadans, 3036 nucleotides. RefSeq lists its product as hypothetical. Bases 31 to 2970 code for a protein of 979 amino acids. The record is from RefSeq and is a predicted model, not a curated record. Gene Ontology annotation, molecular function: protein binding. The transcript has 15 exons. NCBI's taxonomy places the organism in Eukaryota, Oomycota, Saprolegniomycetes, Saprolegniales, Verrucalvaceae.
GAAAAUUCGAGUCGGGAGGACGGACAGAGCAUGGCGACGGCGCACAUCCGGUGGCAUCUCGCCGGCGAGACGCGGGUCGGCGAUGUUAUGGGAGACCCGACAAUGAGGUACGCACACGCAGCGACGGUGUUUCGACCGAAUCCUGGCGAGAUCACGCCGAACCAAGUCAUCAUGUACGGCGGCGUGAACAUCGCGGAAGGCAAUCACAAGGAAACGCCUCGAAACGAUGUGUGGCUGAUGACAAUCCGUGACGAUGCCCCAUCUGCAUCGUCGUCGGCAACGCAGGGGGGCGCCACAGUCGAAUGGAAGCUCUUGCGUUCGAUCCAUCCUCCUCGCGGAGGGCACAAAUAUCACACCAUGGUGGCGGUGGGGACCGACAUCUACGUGUUCGGGAAUCGAUCGAUGGGAACGUCGACCGAAGAACGCUUCCACAACCAGAGCUUUGAGAUUCACAAGUUCCGCGUGGACGUUGCAGCGCUGUCCGUGACGUGGGAGGCGGUCAAGUACAAAUCUGCCGAGUCCAUUCCGGGACGGCUGGGCCUUUGUUCCGUGGUGCUGGCGGACGGACGCAUCCUGAGUUACGGAGGGAAGAACGUCGGGAAGUACUCCACGACCUACUACAACGACAUCAUUCUGUUCGACCCAGCGACGCUAGCCGUGACAUACCACAACGACGAUGUCGACAAAGCUUCAAAGCGCGCGUACUUUGCGCUCGCGACGAAUGGCACGCGGCUGUUUUUGAAUGGUGGAUGCACAUUAGCCAACGAUGGCAAGAACGUGGCCAUCAUGAGCAAGAAAGGAAUCAUGCACAUCUACGACGUGUCGAGUGUCGUGCCUCCCAAGCAAGCGCGGUGGCGCGAUGUGCCGUAUGCCAACGUCGAGCUCAACGCGAGUCUGGCCGCGCGCUUCAACCACUCGAUAGCUUGGCUUGACGAUCGCCGCACGCUGUUAUUCAUGGGAGGCUCCGACGAAACAAACAACUCGAUCUUGUCUGCGUGGGCGUUCAAUGUGCGGACCCACAGCGCCGUAAAGCUCGACAUGACUGGGUCGAUCCCAGGGGAACGCGCCAACACCGUUCUCGUCAAGGUCAACGAGUCGAUGCUCGUGUGUUUCGGCGGCAAGAAUCGAGUCAUGCGCGAAGGACGCCGCCGCCCUGUUAAGGUGCACACGCCGGGGGUGUACAUUGGUGCCAUCCGCCAAGCAAGACUUGCCACGUCGCUGCCGACAGGAGCGUCUAUUGCCGUCGCGACGACUGUGUCGACGGCGGUGGCACUUCCGUUAGGACGACCAGCAGGAUCAUCCGCAGCGUCCUAUGUGCCACCCUCAGCGGGCGAUUCCCAUCCAGACGAGGCAAACAAUCCGCCGCCGCCGCCUUUCAUCAAGUCGUUGCUCAAACGCAAGCGAAGCGAUUCCGAUUCACCAGAAAAAACAGCCCAAAAGGUCGCCAAGCACGUAGAGGUGUUGGCGCCUGAAGGCACUGGUCCACGUUCGACUGUUGACGACGAAACCAAGGAAUCGUCGGAAGUAACGCCGCUUGAGGUGCUGCCGUCGUCGUCGACGAUGCAGCCGCUGGCCCGAACGUCGCCUAACAUGCACGCGGAGCUGAGCGACGACGUCCGCGCCGUCACACUUGGACGGGAAAACGAUCGCUUGCGCGAAGAAUGCGCCCGGUUGGUGAAUGAAAACGAGCAAUUGCACGUGGAGACACUGAAGGCCAAGUACCAUACGCCAUCGCUGCAAAUGAACAUGAUCAAGAGCAUGCUGGAAACGCUUGCAACGGCGCUGGACGACCAGCAGAACCACCCGUCCACGUCGCAAAGCACCGUCAACAGUUCACAGGACUCGCCGUCCGACCUUUUCGUCAACGCCGACGGCCACCCGCUCUCCCCAGCAGAGCUGCACGACGAACUGGCAAGAACCAUGGCUGCCAUGAAUGAGGCCAAGAAGCGAGCGGCAGCAUCGAAGGAGGCUGCACGAGCUGCCGCCAAGCAAGCACAGGACGACGAAGUUGCCCUCCACGCCAUGUUUGACAAGGUCGUGGAAGUGAAACGGGCCAUUUCUCGAGACCCGCCACAGGACAGCACGAUGCCCACCACCACUCGACUCGCUGCCCCUGCGAUUUCAACUCUGUCGCUGCCACCGGCGGGGGCCGCCGGGACACGGUCCAGCCCCGAGAAGGGGAACGCUCGAACAACUUCCCCGAUCACGCCUGUGAGUUUUCUCAAGCGCAAGCGGAGUGUCACCGACUCGCCAGAAGCUCCCCAGAAGGCCCUGAAGCGACUGGAUGGGUCCAGGCCCGGUGGCAGCGCUGGCUCCAGUGGUAGCUCGACCAUCGACGUCGAAACCAAAGGUUGCAAGCCCGUGUCAGUCAAACCUGCAUCUGAUGGCGACAAUGUUUGGCUGGACUCGUCGGAAGAGUCGCCUCCGACGCUCAUGCCGCCGUCGCAACCAUCCUCCUCGAUUCCUGUGGAUGGCGGCCAGUGCGAUACCUCCCAUCUGUUGCAACUUGAGAACGACAACGGUCUCUUGCGCCAUAAGCUCGACCGGUUGCGCACGCAGCGCGAGGACCGUCUUGCUGAAGCACUGAAGGCCAAGGAGCAAGAACCGUCGUCCCAGCUCGCGGCCAUCAUGGUCAUCUUGAACGAUUUGAUCACGACGCGGGACGCACACCGACAUUUUGACAUGAACUCGCAAAGCACCGUCAACAGUUCGCAGGACUCGCCGUUCGAUCUCGCGAUGUACGGCGACGGACACGCCGUGACGUUGGCCGAGUUGCAAUGGGAGUUUGACCGGGCCGUGGCAGCGGCCCAUGCUGCUAGAAGGCGAGCUGCGGCGUCCGAAAGGGCGAUGAGCGGCGCCUCCAAGAAAGCUGAAACGAACCGAGAUGCUUCCUACGUUGCUUUGGACAAGGUGAUGGAAAUUUGGAAUGCCAUGCCCCGAAGCACCUUCGAAGCCGACGCGACGCCAUAACGAUAUGUGUACAUUAAUAGAGCCACCGCGGUGCGUGCGUGUCGUCGUACUCGAUCACGGGCGAAA